Messenger RNA from Xyrauchen texanus (razorback sucker), 1002 nucleotides. RefSeq names its product melatonin receptor type 1A-like. NCBI's taxonomy places the organism in Eukaryota, Metazoa, Chordata, Actinopteri, Cypriniformes, Catostomidae. Bases 49 to 1002 code for a protein of 317 amino acids. Gene Ontology annotation, biological process: G protein-coupled receptor signaling pathway. Gene Ontology annotation, molecular function: melatonin receptor activity. The record is from RefSeq and is a predicted model, not a curated record. Gene Ontology annotation, cellular component: membrane. The transcript is spliced from 2 exons.
CACGGAGGACUCUACCCCUCACCGCUGUCCCAUGAUGAUCAAUUGAGGAUGGUGGAGGGAACGGACGCCCUUUUGAGGAACAUUUCUACUGGAAAUCGGGACAGCAACUUUCUCUCUUUCCCCUGGGUGGUCACUCUCUCCAGCGUCCUGAUCACUACUAUUAUAGUAGACGUACUGGGCAACCUGUUGGUCAUUGUAUCAGUCUUUAGAAACAGAAAACUCAGGAAGGCAGGCAAUGCCUUUGUGGUGAGUUUGGCAAUAGCAGAUCUGGUAGUAGCCAUCUACCCAUAUCCACUAGUGCUAACCGCAAUCUUCCAUGACCGCUGGAUUGCUGGUGACAUUCACUGCCAAAUCAGUGGCUUCCUAAUGGGGCUCAGCGUUAUUGGCUCUAUUUUCAACAUCACAGGUAUCGCCAUCAACCGCUACUGUUACAUCUGUCACAGCCAUAAGUAUGAUAAGCUCUUUUCCAACAAGAAUACGGUAUGCUACGUCAUCCUGGUCUGGGUGCUGACUAUCCUGGCCAUCGUCCCAAAUUGGUUUAUGGAGUCUCUGCUUUACGACCCACGGGUGUAUUCGUGCACCUUCGCCCAAUCAGUGAGCUCGCUCUACACCAUCACAGUGGUGGUGGUACACUUCAUCCUGCCCAUCGGUAUUGUCACAUACUGCUACCUGCGUAUCUGGAUUCUUGUCAUACAGGUCCGGAAACGGGUCAAGCCUGACAGUCGACCCAAGAUCAAGCCUAAUGACUUCCGGAAUUUUCUCACCAUGUUUGUGGUGUUUGUGUUGUUUGCAGUCUGCUGGGCUCCUCUGAACUUAAUUGGCUUGGCGGUGGCGAUCCACCCUAGACUGGGCCAAGCAAUACCAGAGUGGCUCUUCACAGCCAGUUACUUCAUGGCAUACUUCAACAGCUGCCUAAAUGGCGUUAUAUAUGGUGUGUUAAACCACAACUUUCGAAAAGAGUAUAAAAGGAUUAUACUGUCUUUUUUCAGGUUUCACUGUUGA